AUGCAUCACUCCAUCACUCUCCUUCUCCCGCUCACCGUCGCGGCCCUGUCAUUCCCCGCUCAGGACGCCGCCGCCCUCGCCUCUGCAGCUGCAGCUUCCAAAAAGAACGUCUACCUCUCGACCUGCGUCGAACGCAACAUACUCGACUCCGACACCUUUCUCGCUGCACUCUACUUCAACAAGCCCGCCUCUUCCUCCAGCCGUCCCAACGACAUCGCCACGCUCAACGGUGGCGCGCGGACAUGGGAAGGCGCUGCACGCCGCGCUUCGCUGAAGGCAGGAUUCUUGGAGAGCAAGAUUGAUAGUGGUGCAAAUACAUUGGAUAAAAGUCAGAUUGCCGGGACGGCCAAGCUGGGGAGCGAGAAUUUGUACAAAAUGUACGGCGAAUUAUUGGUGUGCGAGUAUUGGAUCUGGGUCUGA
Molecule: messenger RNA, 420 nt
Organism: Plenodomus lingam JN3
Lineage: Eukaryota; Fungi; Ascomycota; Dothideomycetes; Pleosporales; Leptosphaeriaceae
Source: RefSeq, a predicted model, not a curated record